This is a messenger RNA of Callorhinus ursinus (northern fur seal), 987 nucleotides long. It is a transcript of the gene MRPL12, whose product is annotated as mitochondrial ribosomal protein L12. Lineage: Eukaryota; Metazoa; Chordata; Mammalia; Carnivora; Otariidae. Gene Ontology annotation, cellular component: ribosome; mitochondrial large ribosomal subunit. The record is from RefSeq and is a predicted model, not a curated record. Gene Ontology annotation, molecular function: structural constituent of ribosome; mRNA binding. Gene Ontology annotation, biological process: translation.
CUCGGAUGCUCGGCGCCCCGGCGGCUAGAGCGUCCUCACUCAGCUCGGAUGCCCGGCGGCCCCGGCGGCUAGAGCGUCCUUCUCCUGGGGAGCCGCGUGUGACCUUCCCGCCCGCGGACCGAUGCUGCUGGCGGCCGCUCGCCCCCUCUGGGGGCCGUGUCUCGGGCUUCAGGGCGCUGCGCUCCGUCUCGCCAGGCAACAGGUGCCCCGUGUCUGCGCUGUGAGGCUGAUGAGAUGCGGCGGCCAUCGAAUGGGGGAGGCCCUCGCCGGUGCACCCCUGGAUAACGCGCCCAAGGAGUAUCCCCCCAAGAUCCAGCAGCUUGUCCAGGACAUCGCCAGCCUCACACUCCUGGAAAUCUCAGACCUCAACGAGCUCCUGAAGAAAACACUGAAGAUCCAGGAUGUUGGACUCAUGCCGAUGGGCGGCACGAUGCCCGGAGCUGCCCCUGCUGCAGCAGCACCCCCCGAGGUAGCAGAAGAAGACAUCCCCACACAAAAAGAACGGACACAUUUCACUGUCCGCCUAACAGAGGCAAAGCCCGUGGACAAAGUGAAGCUGAUCAAGGAAAUCAAGAACUACAUCCAGGGCAUAAACCUCGUCCAGGCAAAGAAGCUGGUGGAGUCCCUGCCCCAGGAAAUCAAGGCCAAUGUCGCCAAGGCCGAGGCAGAGAAGAUCAAGGCAGCCCUGGAGGCGGUGGGCGGCACCGUGGUUCUGGAGUAGGGCCAGCUCUGAGGACUGGUGGACAAGGGUCCCUGGGACCGGGGCGAGGCCCCCCUGUCUGGGACCUGCUGGUGGGAGCAGCCUCGGAACAGAACUGCGGCACUGGCACCCCUGGGCCAAUUCCGUUCUGGGACGGGCGGAUGGACCGGCUGAGCCUGGGGGCGUGGCUCCUGCGUGAGCACCAGGGAGACGGACUCUAGAACUUACCGCGGUCAACAUGCACCCCCUGGUGGCAACUGAGAAAAAUACAUUGUUUGGGUACUGUG